This is a messenger RNA of Capsicum annuum, 1225 nucleotides long. RefSeq lists its product as uncharacterized. The record is from RefSeq and is a predicted model, not a curated record. Lineage: Eukaryota; Viridiplantae; Streptophyta; Magnoliopsida; Solanales; Solanaceae. The coding region runs from base 41 to 1222 and encodes 393 amino acids. The transcript is spliced from 9 exons.
GAAACACAAUACAUACAGAUCUCUCAUUUUCAUAUAGAGAAUGUUGAUUUAUCAAAGAAAUGUUCUACCAAUUUUGUUGGUAUUAUAUUUACUUUUGAGUAAUGAUGGGGUUCAAGGAGAAAUGAAGUUGUCCAAAUUAGAGGAAUUAUCGCUGGAAAAGCAACUUAAAUUAUUGAACAAACCAGCGGUAAAAACAAUUAAGGCUAAAUGGGGAGAUACAUAUGAUUGUGUAGAUUUCUAUAAACAACCUGCAUUUGAUCAUCUAUUAUUAAAGAAUCAUAAUUUUCAUCCUGAGAUGAAACCCACUUUGUCAAUGAAAAAGCAAAUUCCAAGUAACUCAACCAUUGAUAUUUCGGGGACAUGGCUAGAGACCGAUGGUUGUCCUUCUGGGACCGUUCCCAUCAAAAGAAUUACCAAGGAUGAUCUUAUUAGACAAAGACGUAUGCCGCCAUCAGAGGAUACUAACUUCAUUCAUGAGGAAACAGGAGGAUUUAGGCGUGCAAUAGUUAAAACUCCAGAUAAUGCAAGCAAUAAGUUUGCUGGAGCUGGAAUGGUAGCUAGUCUAUGGAAUCCUAGUGUUGAAGGUGCACAAAAUAGCGCGUGUCGACUGAAGAUUCAAAAAGGACAAGAUAGUGUGCAAGUUGGUUGGAGAGUAGAUCCAACAUUAUAUGGGGAUACUAAAACUAGGUUUUUUAUACACUUCCAAGCUGGAAAUAAACAUUGUUACAAUACACUAUGUCCUGGCUUUGUAGUAACAAACAAUAGGUUAGUUCUUGAUACAGUAUUCAAAGAUGUUGCACAUCGAGGGGCUAAUACUAAUUGGGAACUUGUUAUGUCCAUCGAUCGGGAUGCAAACGGAAAUUGGUGGCUUUUAGUUGAUGAAAGGAUGGAAGUUGGUUUUUGGCCUCAAAAGAUUUUCACUGCAUUAUCAAAUGAUUUUGCUGAGAAUAUUGAAUGGGGAGGAUCGAUAUAUAGUCCACCGGGUGUACCUUAUCCUCCGAUGGGCUCUGGCUUUUUACCCAAAACUCCAGAUCCUUUUCUUGAUGCUUAUUGUCGAGCGCUUACAUUUUCAAAUGAUAAAGGCGAAAAAAUGAAUGCAAAAAAUACACCUAUAUUUCUUGAUAGUCAAGUAUUGUAUCAUGUCAUUGAUAAACCAGAUUGGGAAUAUGUAAAAGGUGCACAUCAACAUAUAAUGUUUUAUGGGGGACCUAAUGAAGAUUAAACU